Capronia epimyces CBS 606.96 is the source of this 2154-nucleotide messenger RNA. RefSeq lists its product as uncharacterized. Gene Ontology annotation, biological process: urea transmembrane transport. The transcript has 5 exons. Lineage: Eukaryota; Fungi; Ascomycota; Eurotiomycetes; Chaetothyriales; Herpotrichiellaceae. The coding region runs from base 1 to 2154 and encodes 717 amino acids. Gene Ontology annotation, cellular component: plasma membrane. The record is from RefSeq and is a predicted model, not a curated record. Gene Ontology annotation, molecular function: urea transmembrane transporter activity.
AUGUCCGGCCUUAGCUUAGGUUACUCGGGCGAUGCCCUGGUUUCGCAGGGCACAGCGUACGGCCUGAUAUGCGGACUGGGCGUCGCCUUCUGCGGCGUCAUCUUGGUCGCCAUCAAGGUCCAGAGGCUCUACCUGGCAGAAGACUCAGGCACCUCUGAGAUGUUCAUGGUCGCCAACCGAUCGGUUGGGACGGGAUUGACGGCAUCGGCGGUGUUUUCGUCUUGGAUGUGGAUCAACGAAACAGUCUUCGCCGCGGUGCAGUGCUAUCGAUUCGGCAUAUCCAUUCCCAUGUGGUGGGGAGUCGGCCUCUGCUUCCAGAUCGCCCUGAUGGCCGCGUUGGGCGUGUUGGCCAAAAUCCGCGUGCCGUACGCCCAUACUUCGCUGGAGAUCAUCCGACAGCGCUAUGGCAAGAUCGGACACGUCGUCUUCAUCGUCCUCAACCUCUGCAACAACGUCUUCGGAUGUGCCUCCAUGAUCUUGACCGGGUCACAAAUCAUCCACGGCACUUCCGGCAUGCACUUCGCCGCCGCAACCAUCCUGAUUCCUCUGGGAGUGGUCCUGUACACCGCAAUCGGUGGGCUCAAAGCCACCUUCCUCACCGAUUUCCUCCACACUACCGUCGCUCUCAUCCUCAUCAUAUAUUUCACCCUCGCCACCCUCACCAACAAACAUGUGGGAGGCCUAUAUGGCCUGUAUGAUAAGAUUCAGGCCACCGCCGCGGCGAACUAUGUCCCUGGCAACUACAAGGGAUCGCUCCUCACGUUCAAAUCGAAGCAAGGCAUCAUCUUCUCCCUGCUCAUCAAGUUUGGAAACUUGGCUCUCGUGGUGAUGGAUACUGCCUUCUGGCAGAAGUCCUUUGCUACCGAGGUCGACGCGACCGUGCCGGGCUACAAUCUGGCCGCCCUGGCCAUCUUCGGCAUUCCAUGGGGUCUGGGGACAGUCAUUGGCUUGACCGCGCGAGCCCUGCAUCAAACACCCAUCUGGCCCACGUAUCCUGCUCCGCUCACGGCGGGAGAGGUCAGCUCCGGGUUGGUCAUGCCGUACGUGCUCAAGGCCCUGGUGGGAAACAGCGGGUUGAUUGCCUUUUUUGUGCUGUUGUUCAUGGCCCUGACCAGCACGAUUUCGUCGUCCAUGAUCGCCGUCAGCAGCAUCCUGUCCUUCGACAUCUACAAGACUUACGUCAACCCCAAGGUGACGGAUAAGAGGCUGGUGCACAUCAGCCAUCUGGCCGUCAUUGCCCAUGCCGUCUUCAUCGUCGCCAUCUCGCUGGCUCUCAACUACGGGGGCGCCGACAUGACGUGGAUCGGCUAUUUCCGGCCCAUCCUCGCGUGUCCUGGCAUUUUCCCCUUGAUUUUCAGCUUGACCUGGCGUGGUCAGACGCGGUAUGCCGCCAUCUUGUCUCCCAUCCUGGGAUUCAUCACCGGGAUCAUCUGCUGGCUGGUUUCGACCAAAACCAUGUACGGCCAUAUCAAUCUCUUCACCACGGAACAAGGCUAUCCCUCCUUGUACGGCGCCUGCGGCUCCCUGUUCUCCCCGGCCAUCUACUCCGUCUUGAUCUCGCUCUAUCGCCCAUACCAGUUCGAUUGGCGCGAGUUCCUCCGCGUCGAACUCCUGGAAGAAGUCAAGUUGGCCGACACUCCGGCCAGCGAGUCCGACGACGAAAGUAGUUCGCAGCCGGAGCCGGAACGCAAAUCCGUCCACGAGUCCGUCCAUCCGGUCCAUGGACUGACCCCGAUCGAGAGGGCUGUCCUCCGCGACCCUGAACACAUCGCAGCCCAUGAGGAGAAGUCCACCACCGUUUCUGCCACCGCCGUCCCGUCCUCCUCCGCCUUGGAAGUCAGCCUCGACGAUAUCAAACAUCCCUUCGACGACGAAACAUUGCGUCAGCUCCACCGAUGGCAUAAGAUCGCCUGGAUCUUCUUCGCCUUCAUCGUCCUGGUCACUUUCGUGGCCUGGCCCAUGCCACUAUAUCGAAACUACAUCUUCACCAAAUCUUUCUUCUCCGGCUGGACGACCGUGGCCAUCACCUGGACCUUCUUCGCCUUCUUCGCCGUCGUCGUCUUCCCGCUCUAUGACGGCCGCCAUGCGAUUGCGAAAGGCACGCGCGGUGUCUGGAAGGCUAUCAGCAGUUGGCUGGUUAGAGGCAAGAAAUGA